Strongylus vulgaris is the source of this 680-nucleotide messenger RNA. The record is from the annotation of a GenBank genome assembly. Lineage: Eukaryota; Metazoa; Nematoda; Chromadorea; Rhabditida; Strongylidae.
AUGAUCCAAGUGUUGAACAUCCGUCAUCAAAAGAGACGAGAUCAAGCUCAUUCUGUCGUUGGAACCGGUAACUACAUGGCUCCGGAGGUUAUUCUAAAGAUAGGUCACACUCAACUCUGUGAUUGGUGGUCAGUUGGAGUCAUUUUGUAUGAGAUGGUAUUUGGACGUCCUCCCUUUAUGUCUGUUGCUGAUGAUCCGAAGGAGACUCAAUACAAGAUUAUUAAUUGGCCAAGAUAUCUCGAUGUUUCUCCUCGGGCCGGAGGUGCUCAUCUAUCGCGUGACUGCAUCUCGCUCAUACAGCGUCUAUGCUGCGAUAAGAAUAACAGAAUUGGAUCGAUUGGAGCUCGAGAAGUGAUGGAUCAUCCAUGGUUUCGGGGAAUCGAUUUCAAAAAUUUGCGUUCCACCAGGGCUGAAUUUAUCCCAAGAGUCGAACAUGCUGAAGAUACUUCCAACUUUGAGGCUGUUGAGAUAAGCGAAUCACCUUUCGAAACUCUUGGUAAACGUGCCCCGAAUAAUCCUGCCUUCUACGAGUUCACCUUUCGCCACUUCUUCGACACCGACGGCCAAGGAUGUCCUAGUCUCCGACCACCGCAGAAACGCCCGCCACUUGCUCCAUUAUUUGAGAGUAGUGGAACCAGGCAUGAGACUGUUAGCAGCUCGGAGUCGAUCGUAAUUUAGCU